CACCGCGGCCAGCCUGGCUCCGCCCUGCUCUCCCGGCCACAGCGCGGGGUGGAGGCCAUGGACGUCAACCAGUCCAAGCAGGAGCACUUGCUGGCUCUGAAAGUGAUGAGGCUAACCAAACCUACUUUAUUCACUAAUAUUCCGGUGACUUGUGAAGAAAGAGAUUUGCCAGGUAAUCUCUUUAAUCAGCUCAUGAAAGAUGAUCCUUCUACUGUAAAGGGUGCAGAAACUUUGAUGUUAGGAGAAAUGCUGACGCUGCCUCAAAAUUUUGGAAACAUAUUUCUGGGUGAGACGUUUUCCAGUUAUAUUAGUGUGCACAAUGAUAGUAAUCAGGUUGUCAAGGACAUACUGGUGAAGGCUGAUCUUCAGACAAGUUCUCAGCGUUUGAACCUUUCAGCUUCUAGUGCUGCAGUGGCAGAACUUAAACCUGACUGUUGCAUUGAUGAUGUGAUCCAUCAUGAAGUAAAGGAAAUAGGAACACACAUCUUAGUUUGUGCAGUAAGUUACACUAUGCAGACUGGAGAGAAGAUGUAUUUCAGAAAGUUCUUCAAAUUUCAGGUUCUUAAACCAUUAGAUGUGAAAACCAAAUUCUACAAUGCUGAGAGUGACCUCAGUUCUGUGACAGAUGAAGUUUUUCUGGAAGCUCAAAUACAGAAUAUCACUACCUCUCCAAUGUUUAUGGAGAAGGUUUCUUUAGAGCCAUCUAUGAUGUACAAUGUUGCAGAACUGAACACAGUUGACACAGUAGGGAAAAGUGAAUCUACUUUUGGCGCAAGGACUUACUUACAACCUAUGGAUACACGCCAGUACUUAUACUGUCUAAAACCAAAGCAAGAAUUCGCAGAGAAAGCUGGAGUAAUAAAAGGUGUAACAGUGAUUGGUAAACUAGAUAUUGUAUGGAAAACUAAUCUGGGUGAACGAGGAAGGCUGCAAACUAGCCAGCUCCAAAGAAUGGCUCCUGGCUAUGGUGAUGUGAGGCUUUCUUUGGAGACAAUACCAGACACUGUAAAUUUGGAAGAACCUUUUGACAUUACAUGUAAAAUAACAAAUUGCAGCAGUGAAAGGACUAUGGAUCUGGUUUUAGAAAUGUGCAAUACCAAUUCCAUCCACUGGUGUGGAGUUUCAGGAAGGCAACUUGGAAAGCUGCACCCAAGUUCAUCCCUCCAUCUUGCACUUACAUUGUUGUCUUCAGUGCAGGGAUUGCAAAGCGUCUCUGGCUUAAGACUUACAGACACGUUUUUGAAGAGAACAUAUGAGUAUGAUGAUAUUGCACAAGUCUGUGUAGUUUCUUCUGAAGUCAAACAAAGCUGAAGAAAAAAAUUCUGUGGUUCUGCUGUUCUUUUUUUUACCAACUUCUUGAUGCUUCUGCAGUCAAAUCAUACUAAAAUGUGUGCAAACAAACAAAAUGCUUAUAUAGCUGUAAAUGUAGUUGUGAUGAUUUAAUUUAUCUGAGCAUUUCUUGAAUGUUUUAAAAUCUUUUAAAACCAUGCUAGGCAUUUUAUCUACUAAAAUAAAACCUUUGUAAAAAGCGUAGCUCUAGCAAAUUAUACUGCAGUAACAUAACAUCACUUCAGCAUGAGAAUGAGAUUGA
Molecule: messenger RNA, 1591 nt
Organism: Empidonax traillii (willow flycatcher)
Lineage: Eukaryota; Metazoa; Chordata; Aves; Passeriformes; Tyrannidae
Gene: TRAPPC13
Product: trafficking protein particle complex 13
Exons: 13
Coding region: 58-1311 (417 amino acids)
Cellular component (GO): TRAPPIII protein complex
Source: RefSeq, a predicted model, not a curated record